AUGAUAUCUAUAUUUUUAUUGGCUUAUGCUCCUUCCAAUAAACUUGAUUCAAAAUACAUAUCUGGCGGUAAUAUUCUCAACAGACCUGUUUCUAGCGGCAGGCAAAUAUUUGAAAAAAAUGAACAUGAUUAUCCUGUAAAAAAACCUACGGAGAAACAUGAAGGUCUCUUGCAGUGCUCUGGCGAAGCAAUAUUUACCAACGAUUUACCUCCUCAGUCACAGCAACUUUGGGCUGCCUUUUUUUCGGCUAAGAAGGUUGGUGCUACAGUGAUUGACAUUGAUUCAACUGAGGCAAUGAAAUUACCUGGUGUAGUGGCUGUAUUUACAGCUAAAGAUGUACCUGGAAAAAAUCUUAUUUCCGUACCAGACAACUUUUUCUUUGUCGAAGAGGAGGAACUUUUCUUAACUGGAGAAGUCAAAUUUUAUAACCAACCGGUUGGUAUUGUAGUGGCCGAAUCAAAUACUUUGGCAUAUAAAGCAGCUGAAUUGAUCAAAAUUAAGUAUGAGGGCAGCACCAAAGAAGUAUUUUCCACCCUUAGGGAAGUUUUAAAUGGUGGGCCAUCAAACAGGAUACAACAUUCUAUUAAAUCUGAUGCUACAGAAGAUGCAAUGAAAACGGACAAUUAUGAUUUAGAGAUGAAAGGUGAACUGGAAAUGGGGUUACAAUAUCAUUUCUUCAUGGAACCUCAUAGCACUGUAGCCAUACCUUCUGAAGGUGGCAUUCAAUUGUAUGUUGCUACGCAGUGGAUGGACUUGGUUCAAAUUGUGGUUUCAAAUCUACUGAACCUGAAAAAUAAUGAAGUUCAAGUUAUAACCCGUCGCCUUGGUGGUGGUUAUGGUGGUAAGGCCACGCGUUGUAAUCCUGUCGCUUGUAGCGCUGCUUUGGCAGCCUACAAACUGAACAGACCAGUCCGUUUUGUUCAAUCUAUUGAGUCAAUGAUGGAUACUUUAGGCAAAAGGUGGCCAUGCAAUGUGGACUACAAUUUUUAUGUGAAAGAGUCGGGUAAAUUCGUCAAACUAAUUUCUAAAUUUUAUGAAGACGCUGGAUAUUCUCCUAAUGAAUCUCCAAUGGGUCAUACCUUGCUGGUAUCAAAAAACUGUUAUGACUUCACUUCAGACAACUUUAUCUUGGAUGGCUAUAUGGUGUUGACCGAUUCUCCAAAUAAUACAGCAUGCAGCCCGGGUUCUGUAGAAGGCAUAGCUAUGAUAGAAAAUAUCAUAGAACAUGCAGCCUUUGAAUUGGGUCUGGAUCCCUUAGAGAUUCGACUGACUAAUUUAAUUCCUGGGCACAAAAUGGCGUCCAUGAUACCACGAUUUAUCGACUCAACUCAAUAUAAAAUAAGAAGACAAGAAAUCAUUGAGUUCAAUAAGCAAAACCGAUGGAUUAAACGAGGUAUUGGUUUGGCUACUAUGGAAUAUCAUAUUGGUUAUUUUGGACAAUUCCCUGCAACUGUAGCAAUUUAUCAUGGUGAUGGUACAGUUGUUAUUACACAUGGCGGCAUAGAAAUGGGUCAGGGCAUGAACACAAAAAUUGCUCAAGUAGCAAGUCACACAUUGGACAUUCCUCUAGAGUUAAUUCGAAUUGAGGGCAGUAAUAGCAUUAACGGCGCUAAUUCAAUGGUAACAGGAGGUUCAAUUGGUAGUGAAACUGUUUGCUUUGCUGUGCGCAAAUGUUGCAAUGCGUUGAAUGAACUUCUCAAACCUAUUAAGGAAGAACUAAAAGAUCCUAAUUGGAAGAGUAUAAUAAAUGAAGCUCAUAAUCGUAAUUUAAAUUUAAUAGCAAGUGAUGGCUGUAAAACUGGUGAAAUGGACCCAUAUACUGUGUGUUCACUUGGUCUCACUGAAGUUGAACUAGAUGUCUUAACAGGAAAUUAUCUCGUCAAACGCGUAGACAUAUUGCAGGAUGCUGGAGAAAGUUUAAAUCCAAAUGUUGAUGUUGGACAGGUAGAAGGCGCAUUUGUAAUGGGUUUAGGCUACUGGACAACCGAACUCUGUGUCACAGACAAAACCACUGGAGAACUUAAAACAAAUCGUACAUGGAACUACAAACCACCUGGAGCUAAAGAUAUUCCAAUAGAUUUUCGUAUUGAACUUUUGGCACAAAGUCCAAAUCCGGCAGGUUUUAUGAGAUCAAAAGCAACUGGAGAACCUUCCAUAUGCUUGCCAGUUAAUGUAGCUUUUGCUCUACAACAGGCAAUGCAAUCAGCACGAGAUGAUGCUGAAUUGCCGAAGAAAUGGAUAACUUUAAGAGCCCCUAUGACACCCGAUUAUAUUCUUUUAAAUUGUGGAACGGAUGUCACCAUGAUGACUCUAGCAAACAAGUACUAAACUGUAGAAGUACUAAACUUUUAUUCGAUAUUAAAUGUAUUAAAUGUAUGCAUUUUAAAUUAUAAAUGUAUUUUAAUCGUUGUUAACUUUUUAUGUUAAAUAAAAAUCAAUUAACAAGUU
This is a messenger RNA of Lucilia cuprina (Australian sheep blowfly), 2448 nucleotides long. Its product is annotated as xanthine dehydrogenase-like. Lineage: Eukaryota; Metazoa; Arthropoda; Insecta; Diptera; Calliphoridae. Gene Ontology annotation, molecular function: iron ion binding; oxidoreductase activity. The record is from RefSeq and is a predicted model, not a curated record.